Mesorhabditis belari is the source of this 264-nucleotide messenger RNA. NCBI's taxonomy places the organism in Eukaryota, Metazoa, Nematoda, Chromadorea, Rhabditida, Rhabditidae. The record is from the annotation of a GenBank genome assembly.
AUGGAUGAGAAAAAUGUUGUGCAAAUUGGAGAAGGUGGUUUCGGAAGAGUUUUGCUGCUCGAAGACUAUAAUCCACCCUAUGUGAUGAAAGAGGUCGCUCGCGGGAAAGACAUCGACGCUCAGCAGAAAGAGUUGCUCAUUUUGAAGGAGUUGACACACAAAUAUAUCGUCAAAUAUCUCGAUCAACCAAGUGAUUUUCUCUACAAGGGGGAACACUAUCCGAUUUUUAUGGAAUUCUGUGAACACGGAUCACUCCGACAUGGU